Mytilus trossulus (common blue mussel) is the source of this 761-nucleotide messenger RNA. Its product is annotated as zinc finger protein 862-like. Bases 90 to 761 code for a protein of 223 amino acids. The record is from RefSeq and is a predicted model, not a curated record. The transcript has 3 exons. NCBI's taxonomy places the organism in Eukaryota, Metazoa, Mollusca, Bivalvia, Mytilida, Mytilidae.
UAGUGAUUGGUCAAACUGAAUACACGCGACCAAUGAUAACGAAGUUAGUAAAUAUACAGGGGUCGUAAUACGGCACAACUAAAAUAAAUAUGGCCGAGUUGAAAAACGGAUGGUCGUUUUUGAAAAGAAGUGGAGGGGAAGAGAAGAAGCCUUCAAAAUAUGCCAAAUAUGAACAAAAUAGAGGGAAAAGGAGGUUUCAAGAGUCUUGGAAGACAGGAAGACCUUGGCUGAAGGUAUCUGCCGAGUCAAUGAGCUGUACUUGGUGUACAGAUGUUCACGAAGCACCAAAUGAGUUUUGCUGGACGACAGCAAAAGUCGAGACACUUAAGUCCCACGAGUCCAGCAAAGCGCACAUUAAAAGUGUUGGUGUUAUUAAAGGGAGAACACUUGUUGCUAAAGGAGAGACAACAGAAGCUCAGAAAAGUAUUGAGAGUUUGAACAAAGCUGUCAUCAAUAAAUUAUCAAUCUUGUUCAAAACUGUGCAUGCCUUGUGCUUAGCAGGAAGACCUUUUUCGGAUUAUGUUUGGAUGUCGAAAUUGGACAAGGCAAAAGGUCUUGAUAUUGGACAAACAUACCUCAAUUCAAAUAGUGCAAAAGAAUUUUCCAAAUUCAUUGCAUUAACUGAACUAAACAAGAUUGCUCAAAUAAUCCAGUCUUCUAAAUUUGUUUCAAUAUUGUCAGAUGGCAGCACCGAUUGUAGUGUCACUGAAGUGGAAAUUGUAUACGCCAGGAUUUGUAAUGCUGGGGAAAUUAAGCAAUAG